Messenger RNA from Cordyceps militaris CM01, 1263 nucleotides. RefSeq lists its product as uncharacterized. The transcript is spliced from 7 exons. The record is from RefSeq and is a predicted model, not a curated record. Bases 1 to 1263 code for a protein of 420 amino acids. NCBI's taxonomy places the organism in Eukaryota, Fungi, Ascomycota, Sordariomycetes, Hypocreales, Cordycipitaceae.
AUGCUCCAAAGUCGGAGCGGCUCGCUGGCGUGCACCAUUGGCCUCUUGCACGCUCUGGCCGUCUUUGCGUUUGCUGCUCGGGUCUGGAUCAGGCGCAGAGCGAAGCGUUGGAGCGUCGACGACUAUACCUACACGGCUGCAUUUAUCCUCGCCAUUGCUCACGCCGCACUGCUCUUGUUCUGUAUUGUGCACGGCUACGACCGUCGUGUCGAGGACAUUCCUCGAUCCGAGUUGGAAAGCAUCAGACUCGCACGCUACGCUGCCCAGUUUCUCUACAUCCUCUCCUUUGGCCUCGGCAGGAUCGCGUGCGCCCUCUUUGUCGGCACCGUCGCGCGGGAAUCGCCGGUCGUCUGGCCGGCGCGGACCACGGCGGGGCUCGCGGGCCUCUGGACCGUCGCCUGCGUCAUCUGCCUCGCGUUAAAAGGCAACAGAAUCGAGCCCUGGACCGCGCUGGCGGCUGAGUCUCGUCCUGGUCUGGAGCCUGCAAAUGGCUACGUCUCGACGCCUGUAUCUCGCCGCCAUCCUGGGCGUCCGCUUGUGCCGUUCCGCUACAGGCCUUCUUCCCCAUGGUUCGCCCUCGUGCCCUUGCUCCUCGCCGAAGCGGCCCUCGCCGCGUCCGUUGUGACUGGGUGCGCCACGGCGCCGCGCCGCCUCCGCGCCGCCCUCGUGCCCGAGAGCGACGCGCGCCUCUCCAAAACCGUCGGCGAUUGCUACUACCCCCUCGACGGCCGUGAUGAGCAGCAGAGGCAGGGGUGGCGGGCCCGCGUCGGGAAACCAUGGACCCGGGCGCGCGUCCCGACGCCGGACCUCUCGUGGCAGCCGUACCAGGGCUUCACGGACGUGUCCGAAGACACGGCGUACCCGCCGCGCGUGCACAUUUCGAGCGAUCGAGCGACGCUGUCGACGGAGGGCGGGACGGCAGCCAAAGAGCAAAUGCUGGAACGGACGGAACUGCCGGCGCCGCCUAUGAAGAUUCACAGAACGACCGAGGUCAUUAUUGAAUAUACACUCCUAUUAUGCGGAUACGGGCUCAAAGCAGCCUCUGCAGCGAAUAUUCGCUCGCCGUUAUCCAAGUUCGCGUGCGGGGCACUCGACGAAGCGAAAUCAGAAAUGGCCCUGGAUGGAGUCGUCAUACCAUACCCUCCACCUCACCAUGUACAUAUACACAAGUACGGCACCAAGCGGCAAGAUACUGCACUGCAAGUACAUAUACAAACCACGGGCCCUCGCCCUGAGGACCCCGAACUUCUUACAAGUCCUUAG